Molecule: messenger RNA, 6570 nt
Organism: Hypomesus transpacificus
Lineage: Eukaryota; Metazoa; Chordata; Actinopteri; Osmeriformes; Osmeridae
Gene: bcl9
Product: BCL9 transcription coactivator
Exons: 11
Coding region: 666-5147 (1493 amino acids)
Biological process (GO): canonical Wnt signaling pathway; positive regulation of transcription by RNA polymerase II
Cellular component (GO): beta-catenin-TCF complex
Molecular function (GO): transcription coactivator activity; beta-catenin binding
Source: RefSeq, a predicted model, not a curated record
CGCUGGAACGGGUGGGGGGAUGACAGGAAAUCUUGACUGGAUGAAAUGGAGUAGGACCACUGGAAGCUCAGACGAAGGGGGAGACAUAUUUCUAUUUUAUAACGUUGUCCGGAUAAUGUUGGGAUUUUAUCCCCACACUUAUAGAGCUUUGUCUACACAGCGGAACACGUCUUGAGGAAACAUUCCAGGUGAGUUUUUGGUUAAAGUGUCGCUGUCGCCGCUCAUCUCCUGGCAACGGCACACGCGGGUCCUCCUCCCGGGGAUAUCUCACUCUGGUAUCCGUUCUUCUCCUACCUCUGUCCCUGAAGACUGGCCUCAAACCCAUCGUGCCCAGUCUGGCAAGCGGCGAAUUCUUUUCUUAAACAAUGGUGUGCUAUUUGUGGCUUAUGGUGUUGUGAGGUGGAUUUGGACCAGUGUGCAGCUCUGUAUCUGUGCCUGGGAGGAGUUGGAGAGUAGACGCCACGGUCCUGGGGACCCAAGGGCCGGUGCUCCAUAUGAGGCCCUGCUGAGAGGGCAGGGGGCCUUCUGAGUGUGCCCGAGGGCUGUGAAAGCCCCUUGGGGAAACUUCCACCGCACGCACAAUUUCUCCUGUUUCCUUCUCUCUCUCACGCACGAGUAUACACACGUGCACACACACACACAACGCGCUCCGAGCCAGAGAGAGAAUGUUGGAGGUCCAAGAGGAGAGGGCGGCGGCGGCAGGACCAGCAGCGACACAUUUCAACAAGAAGGAAAGAGGGAAGAAGGAGAGGGAGGACGCCAAAGACGGACGAGGGAACCUGGGGAAUAUUGGGAACGCCGUUCCCGGCUCGGGGUCCAGGAACGUGCGAGCCAAAGCUCCGCUCGCGCACACGGGCAGCUCUCACCAGCUCAUCACCCCGCCCUGCUCUGUGGUCCUGGGAGCUCCCUCAAUGCACGCCAACAGACUGAAGAACUCCCCCUCCGCCAACACACAGAGUCCUAAGCCCAAGACGGACGUCAUGGUACGCUCGCCACCCGUCAUGUCUCCCUCCCAACUGGACUCCAAACUGCCCAAUCAGGGAAAGCCGGGGAGCACCGGCAGCCAAUCCCAGGCCUCUCCCUGUGACUCCAAAACCCUUGUCAACAAGGGGGGCAACCUGGCCUUGAAGAAUGGCCAGGGCCUGGCCUCCGGCCAGGGGUUGAAGGUCAAGGUGAAGAGAGAAAGGAGCACGUCGGUGGAGUCCUACGAGCAACCUGAGACUGGUGCCCCGACUGCAGACGACAAAGACAGCAGCAGGGUGAAGAGGAUGUGUGUGGCUGAGAGGAGGCAGCCCUACAGCGGUGCAGACUGGUGCUCUGGUGGAGAGAGUGAUGAGGAUGACAAAGGAUUCUUCAACUGUAACUCCAGUGAUGUGAAGCCCCAGGACUCCAUGUCCCACAAUACCUCCAACGCCGGGCUGAGCCGUUCUUCUACACCUUCCCACAAUGCACUGGGAGGUGUGGGCCCCACCUCAGACCCAGUCGGCGGACCGAAGGGCGGGUCUAAAGUUGUCUACGUUUUUACCACAGAGAUGGCAAACAAGGCAGCUGAUGCAGUUCUUACUGGCCACACAGAAAAUAUCAUCACCUUCCACAUGAAGAACAUCUCCAACAGCAAAGACAAGGCACAUCUCCUCCUGAACAACCAGCCAGGAGGACCCCUGCGUAACGACUCCAAGCCCCCACAGCAGCCCUCAUCUCACCCCCAGGACCAGAACCACCAAUCUGGGUCCAAACCAUCUUUACCUGGCCUGUCUGAGCCACCUCCAUCCCAGCCUUCCACCCAGGGGGGCCCACCCGGUGGCCUUGCCCAGGAUGGGGCCUCCUCAGCGGGCUUGGACCCCAAGAGCCUUCCUGGCAGCAGCCCCAGCAACCAUUCAGCUCCAAAUGAGCAACCUCCAGUCAACCAGUCCGAGCCAGGCCACAACCAGCCCCAGGGAGGGGAGGUAGGCCAGAUGGGGGGGCCUGGUGUGGCAGGUCUGACCCCCCAGCAGCAGCAGCAGCAGCAGCUGGCUCAAGAGCUUCUGAACAUGGAGGCCAACACGGAGGGUCUGUCCCAGGAGCAGUUGGAGCACCGCCAGCGCUCCCUCCAAACCCUAAGAGACAUCCAGCGUAUGCUCUUCCCUGAUGACCGAGAUGCCCCUCCACCCGGGCCCCCACAGCCCCACGGUGGACCCCACGAGGGCAUGUCUGAGGGUGGGCAGCGCAGGCCGGAGCAGGGCCCUCUCCAGGCCAUGAUGGCACAGUCCCAGAGCCUGGGACCGCCAAGUGGGGGUGGGGGGCCUCGAUCCCAAGGACCACCCUUUGGGCCCCCACACGGGCCAAGAGACAUGCCCCCCUUCCCCCAGGAUGAAAUGGGCCCCCACAUGGGCGGUCCAGGGGGAUGCGUGGAUGGCGACCAGAUGACCCCAGAGCAGGCCCAGGUGGCGUGGCUGAAGCUGCAACAGGAAUUCUACGAGGAGAAGAAGAGAAAACAAGAAAUGCAGCACCGGCCACUUCCUCCAGACAUGAUGAUGCACCCCCAUGGGCCACGUGGCAUGAUGCGUGGGCCACCCCCACCCUACCAGAUGGGCCCUGGGGAGAUGUGGGGGGGUCCUGGGGGCGGGCCCCCAGAGCAUUACCAGGAGCGUAUGGGGAUGGGCCCCGGUCCUAGGGGCAUGCCCUCCCACAUGCAGAGAAUGCCAGGCUUUCCUCAGGGUAUGAUGAACCCAGAGAUGGAGGGUCCCCCCAGGCCAGGCAUGGGCUGGCCGGAUGAUAUGCCCCCUAGGAUGGGUGAUGGCAGGGGCUUCCCUGGAGGGCCAGGAGGGAUGUUCGGUGGCCCUGGGGGGCGAGGGGAGCGCUUCCCCAAUCCCCAGUCCGUCCAGGAAGCGAUGUUCCACCAAGGCAUGGCUGCAGAGAAGGGACUACCUCCUGGAAUGAUGAUGGACAUGCAAAGAAUGAUGGGGCACCAAAGAGGUAGCAUGGAGCCUGGCAACGGGAUGGGUAUGUUUCCUAGAAUGCCUGGCGAAGGUCCUAUGAGCCCCUCCUCCCGCUUGGGGCCCAUGGGUGGCAGAGACAUGGGGCCUGAGUUUGGCAUGGGCCCUGGACCUGGACCCCACAUGCACCCCUCUAAGCUCCGCGAGUCAGCCAUGAACAUGAGCCCAGAGGAGAUCAUGAGGAUGAGAGCAGGUGGAGGGCCUCCCAUGGAGAACAUGGGGCCCCAGGGCCGGCCCAUGCAGGGACCCCACUUCUCCGAGCAGGCCCAGCCAGGUGACUUCCCCCUGGGGCCUGGUCGGCCCUUUCCCGGAGGUCCUGUUGGAGGUAUGAGAGGCAUGCAUGGAGAGCAGGCCUUUGGUCUCGAGCACCGUCCCACCCCAACCGGGGGUAACGGCCGCCACAACCACUUGCCCCCAGCCUCUGGGCCUCCACAGGGCCAGAGAGGCCGCAAACCUGCUGACCUCAAUGUCCAGGCAGGGGGUGGCAAUUCCCCCAGUGUCAACCCCCUCAAGUCUCCACCUCUGAGGCAGGUCCAGUCCCCCAUGAUGGGUUCCCCCUCUGGGAACCUCAAGUCCCCCCAGACCCCCUCCCAACUGGCUGGCAUGCUCUCCGGCCCCCCAGGUCCUAACGCCCCUCCGGCUCCGGCCAACUCCGCUCCCAUGAAGUCCCCUCACUCAAUGAUGGGGUCUGCAGGGGCCUCCCCAGUCCACAUGAGGUCUCCCUCUCUUCCCAACCCCUCCCCAGGGUGGGCCUCCUCCCCUAAACCCCCCAUGCAAAGUCCAGGAGUGCCCCCACAGCCUGGGAAACCCCCCCUCAGCAUGACCUCCCCAAACAUGAUGGGCAACAUGGACCAAGGGGGAAAUGGCCCCCCGGCCCCACCCUCGUCAGGGGCCCCCUCUGGCCCCAUGUCCCUCCCCGGCAGCGUCCCGUCCGGCAGUCCAUACACCAUCCCCCCCGAGCCCACGCUUUCUCAGAAUCCGCUCUCUAUCAUGAUGUCACGCAUGUCCAAGUUUGCCAUGCCAAGCUCCACCCCCUUGUACCACGAUGCCAUCAAGACGGUGGCCAGCUCCGAUGACGACUCACCUCCCGCUCGCUCUCCUAACCUCCCCUCCAUGAACAACAACGGUAUGGUAAUGAACCAUCACCAAGGUGGCCCUCGCAUGAUGGGCCCCGGUUCUUCUGGACCCAUGGCGGCCCUCAGCCCACUGGGCAUGACCCCCAUGGGCUCCCAGCCCCUCUCCCAUGGCAUGCCCCCCCAGAUGCCCUCCCCAAAUGCCCCCAACAUGGGCCCUGGCAUGAUGCCCCAUGGCAUGAUGAUGCCUCCCAACCCCCAGGACCCGGGCAUGAACAACCCCCAGAUGAUGCCCCAGGGAAGAAUGGGCUACCCCCCUCACCGAGGGCAGGGCUACCCCCUUACCCAGUCCCCUUCCCAGCAAGGCCCAUUCUCACCCCACAAUGGCCCUGGACCACAGGGCUUUCCUGGUCACCCCAUGGGCUUUCAGGGGGAGGGCGGCCCUAUGGGGAGCCGAAUGGGAAACAUGGCUCAUGGCGGGGGGGUAGAUGGGGGAAUGUGCAAGCCCAACACCCCUGGUGGGCCCGAGUUCAACAACAUGCAGGGAGGAUUCAGCGAUGCGGAUCUCCAUGAAGUGAUGCGCCCCGGGGCGUCGGGCAUCCCUGAGUUCGAUCUGUCCAGGAUCAUCCCGUCUGAGAAGCCCAGUCAGACACUCUCCUACUUCCCCCGUGGGGGAGGGGGAGACAACCCAGGUGGCAAGCCCCCACAUCCCUCUGGCUUCCCCAUGCAAGGCAUGAUGGGUGAUGGCCCCCCAAGGAUGGGUAUACCCAUGCAGGGGAUGGGGGGCAUGCAAGGCGGGCCAGGUGGGGGCAUGGGCCCCCAAGAUAUGCCCAUGGGUAACCCUGGCCACAACAACAUGAGGCCCCCAGGGUUCAUGGGCCAGGGCAUGAUGGGCCCCCAGCACCGGAUGAUGGGGCCUGGGGGUAUGAUGCAGGGCAGACAGAUGCCCCACCCCGGCCCGGGGGGGUCCCCUAACAUGAUGAUGUCACUGCAAGGCAUGGGUGGCCCCCCCCAGCAGACAAUGAUGAUGGGGGGCCAGAUGAGGCCGCGAGGCAUGGACAUGGACAUGGGCUUCAGUCCCGGGCCUGGAAUGUUCUAACCCUGCCUCUACCUUGUAUCUAGAAUGUUCCACCACCGGUACACAUGAUAAGAAAAGUUUUGUUGAUAUCGAAGUGGUGGUCGGUAAAUGGACUCAAAAUACAGGAAGUACAAAUGUCCAGAUGUUUAUCUUUAUGUGCGAGUAGAGGAGAGCUGUGGGGUGGAACCUGUCCUAUUGGAGACCAGGACUGACCCUGAGUGGAGGACGCUCGCCCAAAAGAACAUUUCACUUUGACUUCAUGAACAGAAUGUAUGGGAUUGUUGUUCAUCAAUUUCGCAAAAAGAAAACCGUUCUUAUUUUUUUUUUGAUUAUCUGACGAGGAUAGAGGAGGACUCAAAGAAUCAAAGAAGAACACGUGUUUGCGGAGGAGAUGCAAACAGUAGACGUUGACUUUUUUCCAAAUCAUAAAAAAAAAAAUCUUCCGAUUUGUCCUGAAAAUGGAACACCAGUAUGGAAUAAAAAAGACAAAAAAAUGUGCUUUGUGAAGACUUCAGUGGAACUCCAUCUUGUCUUUUGGCUCCAUCGUUUUUGACUGUUUCUGUACAGUACAUACCUGUGUGUGUGUGUGUGUGUGUGUGUGGGUGUGUGUGUGUGAGAGUAAGAGACAAUGUGGGUGUGUGUUUGGUAUGUACGUCUGUAUGUAUAGGCAUUCUAUCAGUGACCUCUUAGCUCCUCUUACCCACCUUUCAUUGGCGGGGGCGCCCCCUAAAAUACUGUACUGUUUACUGUUGGUGGGCUACUCAAAUUUUAGUCUAUUUUAAUUUCCUUUGUAACUCCAGUGUAUAACAAACCAAACUAUGACCUCAUAAAGAUGAUAGUAUUAUUAAAAAAGCACAAACAUGGAUCAUCUGCAGAAAGUGUCUUCUUUCUCCAUUGUAAACGUUAGAGAACAUCUCUGGCGUGAGUCUCCCCAGAGUCUCUCAGCACCAUGGUAGUUAAAGGAGAAGGGCAGCACGUCAUAGUGUUGCAAGUUCUUGGUGACCUGCCCCAUGACGAUGUUGAUACUGCUGUUCUACUCAGAUAUGUGCUAUCUGUGUGUUCUGCUUCCUUUUUAUUUGAUUUUUUUCCUCCUCCCCCCGUUCCCUCCCUCUCUCCACUUGUUGACUCUGGUAAUGACCAUUCCCAUAGCAAUAAUGCCCAAACAAACAGGUGGACAGACAGACUGGGUGUGCUGGCUGGGUGCUGUGGUGAAGUGUACCUGCCAGGUGUCAGAGGUGUGCUAGUCUGGCUUGGUGUAACCAUGGUAACAAGGCAGGUGUCCAUGAUGAGGACUUUCUUUUGAAAUGUGAACACUUGCUUCCUGCUUACCAUCCGGACAACUUCCGGUCCCUCUUGUUGUGUACGCUUGUCAUGUUUCUCCAUCAGCUCUGCUGCAUAAUAGCCUUCCAGGGGCUUUGGCGGUGGACUACAAAUAAAAGAUAUU